Caenorhabditis sp. 36 PRJEB53466 is the source of this 1935-nucleotide messenger RNA. Lineage: Eukaryota; Metazoa; Nematoda; Chromadorea; Rhabditida; Rhabditidae. The record is from the annotation of a GenBank genome assembly.
AUGGCUUUCCGUAGAAGGGUGAGUUCGGGAGUGGCAGAGAGAAGGAUCACAGAAUGGGUCGGUUGCAGGGGAGCGGAGACUCGAACUUCAGUCAUCACGAUGAUCUUGAGCUCGAGGCUGGAAACAGAGAGACUCUUCGGAGGGACGCCGAACGACAGGCCGCACUGCAACUAGAGAGGGCCAAGGUGAGCGGAUCACUGUGAUAGGUCUUCCUUAUUUUGAGCCGUUUACAGUACAAACCGGUGGCUUUCGCGGUCUCUACGAAUGUAGAAUACGACGGAAGUGUGGACGACGACUCACCAGUGCACGGGUGCGCCGUCUCUUUCAAGGUCAAAGACUUUUUACACGUGAAAGAGGUUACAGUCACUCUCAAUCGGCGAAUUAUCAAUAAUUCGAUUUCAGAAGUACAACAAUGACUGGUGGAUUGGACGGUUAGUGAAGGAAGGCCACGAUCUGGGGUUCAUUCCGUCGCCGGCCAAGCUCGAAUCGCUCAGACUUCAGACGGCCAAGUCGGGCAAAUUGUGAGUGAUCGGGCGCGGAGCUGAUGAAGAUUGAGGGGUUUACAGCAAGCAAUCGACAUCUGCAACCAAUCUCGGAGCACUCGACAACAUGAUGCCGAGGAGCGGAUCGAGAGGAUCCACCCCUCCGACGCCCGGUAAUCCUAGAAUGAAUGGGGGACUGAACUCAGAUGGCAACUCUUUCAGAUGACGAUGAAUACAAUGCGAAGCGGAUGACGAACAUCGUGACGACGCCGCCGACAAAAGAGAAGAAGAAAUUGAUAUUCAAGAAGGUGCAGCAAGAGAAUGUGCCUCCGUACGACGUGGUUCCUUCGAUGAGGCCGGUGGUGCUGGUGGGGCCAUCGUUGAAAGGGUACGAAGUCACGGACAUGAUGCAGAAGGCCGUGUUCGACUACUUGAAGCAUAGGUUCGAAGGAAGGUGAGCGAGCUUUUAGUUGUUUGGUUUACUUUGAAAUUCGCUGAGUUUCAGAAUAAUUAUCACACGGGUAACAGCUGAUAUUUCACUUGCCAAACGAAGUCUUCUAAACAAUCCGAACAAAAGAGCGAUGAUGGAAAGGGCCAACUCGAGGACGAGUAACAGUCUCGCGGAGAUCCAGACAGAAAUCGAGAGGAUCUUCGAACUGGCCAGAUCAAUGCAGUUGGUCGUGCUCGAUUGUGAUACCAUCAACCAUCCGUCGCAGUUGGCGAAGACGAGUCUCGCUCCCAUCCACGUAUACAUCAAGAUCUCCAGUCCAAAAGUGAGUUUUCCUUGUUCCCUCUUCUGUUCCAACUCUCUCCCUUUUCUCAGGUUCUACAACGAUUGAUCAAAUCGCGCGGGAAGUCACAAUCAAGGAACAUGAACGUGCAAAUGGUGGCUGCGGAGAAGUUGGCACAGUGCCAGGCCGAGCUGUUCGACGUGUUGCUCGACGAGAACCAGCUGGAAGACGCGUGCGAACACCUCGCCGAUUUCAUGGAAGCCUACUGGAGAGCCACGCAUCCGCCGGUCAGAUCGCCGCCGAGAAUAAAACGGAAUCCGAUGGAGAACAGAGGCCCGAGCACUAUGUUCACGCCGGCUCAAAUGAUGCAGGUCAGUGGAGAGAACGGUAUUUCAUGUGCAAAGGGAAUAUUUUAGGGCAUGCCGGGCGGUCCUCCCCAACUACAGCCUCAGCAGUCCAUCGCAUCGAUGUCUCAGAUGGCUUCUGGCCAAAUGGGAACCAUGAAUCCUCCGUACCUGGUGCCUCCGAUGCAAGGCCGUCCCGGAAUGCCGAGCAUCAGUGUGCAGCAGGGACCCGCUUCCUACGGCAUCCAACCGCACUUGCAACCCGCUCCUCCGUCGGCGCCCCAACGACAGACAUCGUACGAUCGUCACGGAUUCGACGAGUACGACGAUAUGGACAUGGGUCAAAGGCAGUACGAGAAGGGCACUUAUAGGUACUAA